Messenger RNA from Alternaria triticimaculans, 1338 nucleotides. RefSeq lists its product as uncharacterized. The record is from RefSeq and is a predicted model, not a curated record. Gene Ontology annotation, molecular function: pyridoxal phosphate binding. Gene Ontology annotation, biological process: biosynthetic process. The transcript has a single exon. Bases 1 to 1338 code for a protein of 445 amino acids. NCBI's taxonomy places the organism in Eukaryota, Fungi, Ascomycota, Dothideomycetes, Pleosporales, Pleosporaceae.
AUGGGGAGCAAAACGCAUUCGGCGCCGUUGCAAAACAAGUUACAAGAACUACUCGAUCGCCGCCGGACAAACGCAACACUCCGUAAUCUGACGUUACAACUUCAAAAUCAGACCGACUUCUCGUCCAACGAUUUUCUGUCGCUAUCCACUUCGCCACAACUCAAAUCGGAGUACCUCCAAGAGCUGCAAAGAAUUGAUUUGCCAUUGGGCAGCGGCGGGUCAAGACUCCUAGAUGGCAACUCGACGUACGCCGAACAGCUGGAGCAAGAGAUUGCUAACUUCCAUGGAGCUGCAUCUGGACUACUGUUUAACAGUGGUUUUGAUGCAAACGCGGGAUUCUUCGCGAGUGUACCGCAGCCGGGAGACGUGAUAGUCUAUGAUGAGCUCGUACAUGCAAGCGUUCAUGAUGGCAUGAGGUUAUCACGAGCGGGGAAGACGAUUGCUUUUGAACACAACUCCACAUCUGCCCUAAAGAAUGCUUUGAUAGCAGUUCUUGGUGAGGAUGAGGGUGUGCGAGACAAGAGCUGUAAUGUGUUUGUGGCAUUGGAAUCCAUCUACAGUAUGGAUGGAGACGUAUGCCCUUUGAAAGAGAUGGUGGAGGUCGUAGAAGAAGUCUUGGGCCCUGAACGAGGAUACAUCGUUAUGGACGAGGCACAUUCUACUGGGGUGUUAGGACCAGAGGGGAGGGGUCUGGUAUGUGAGCUAGGCCUCGAGCAACGCAUAUUCGCACGGCUCCACACAUUCGGAAAAGCGGUAGCGGCGAAUGGAGGUACGUCGUAUUUCUUUCUCCCCAAGUUUAUGACAGAUGCUAAGCACUUCACAGCAAUCAUUCUCGGCUCAGACACAUUGCGUCAUUACCUCAUCAACUACGCACGUCCACUUAUCUACACGACAUUCCUGUCCUACCCUUCGUUGGCCCUCAUACGCUGUUCGUACCGGCUACUUCAGUCUGGCCAGAGCGUGAAACUACAAGCCCAUCUACAAAAUCUUACCCAGCAUCUCUACACCAACCUCGGCCAUCUCCAAAGACACUCGAAAUCGGCUGGUCAAGCACUCACAAUUCCAAGUGCAUGCCCGAGAUCGCCCAUAUUCGCAGUACAGCUGGCAAGACCAAAGGUUCUAGCAAGCUUUCUGCAAACUCAUGGUAUGAUGGUCAGAGCCGUGGUACCGCCGACUGUUCCGGUGGGUACUGCUAGAGUGAGGAUCUGCUUACAUGCUGGUAACACAUCAGCAGAGGUGGAUAGACUCGUAGAAUUGCUUGGGAAAUGGUGUGAGAAUCAGGCAGGUGAACAGUCACAAGGUCAUUUACAAGAAGCGGGUGUGCAAGCGAAACUCUAG